Sinocyclocheilus rhinocerous is the source of this 1563-nucleotide messenger RNA. Its product is annotated as T-cell leukemia homeobox protein 3-like. The record is from RefSeq and is a predicted model, not a curated record. The transcript has 3 exons. Gene Ontology annotation, cellular component: nucleus. The coding region runs from base 392 to 1288 and encodes 298 amino acids. Gene Ontology annotation, molecular function: DNA-binding transcription factor activity, RNA polymerase II-specific; RNA polymerase II cis-regulatory region sequence-specific DNA binding. Gene Ontology annotation, biological process: regulation of transcription by RNA polymerase II; animal organ development. NCBI's taxonomy places the organism in Eukaryota, Metazoa, Chordata, Actinopteri, Cypriniformes, Cyprinidae.
GGGAGACUAAACGAUCUGCAUUUUAAAGAAUGAUGUCACAAAACGCGUUAUGUUUUGUGGCUUGUAACAAAAUGAAAGCCAAUAAGGAGAGGGAGAUUGAGCACUGCCCAAUCAGAGAAGAGAAGAGCUCAACGAGCUCAGUGCAGGGAUCCAGUGGAGAGAGAGAGUGCCAGAAAUCUGCCAAGCCCUCGUGCCAAAAACUUUUUACCCACAGACGAAUGCGUCCAAGCCAUCCUAAGUCAAGACCUGAAUCUCGAGGAGUAAUACAUCAUAAAGUAGAUAUUACUAGGGAUUCCCUUACUCGUAGAGAUAGACUUUUUCAUUGUACAAUUCCAGGGCAGUCCGAAAUUGUCUGUGGAAUAAACUCACUGGAAAGGUUCGGGUGGUGAGGAUGGACCGAGCCCCAAGCUCCAGCCCAAGUGGCACCAGUCAAACAUCACAACAUACCCAACAUGAACCCAUCAGCUUCGGCAUUGACCAGAUUCUCAGCGGCACCGAUCAAGAAUCACAGCAGAACUCGACCAGGAAUAAUUCCGAGAGCAACAGCAGCAGCGCGAGCGGAGGCUGUUACCAUCUCGGCAGCCCAACGGGAGCGAGCGCAACGCCGUACACGACACUAACCGGCACUUUUCAUGGUAUCGCGGCUCCAUAUGAGGAGUCCAGUCCAUACGGAGUGAACUUGACCCUUGCACCCGGAGGAGUGAUUAGGGUCCCGGCUCACAGGCCCCUGGCCGCGGCCGUGCCUCCACCCAUGGCCAGCGCGGUACCCGGAUUUGGGAGCCUCAGUUUUCCCUGGAUGGAGAACAGCCAGCGCUUCGCAAAAGACAGGUUUGCAGCAGCCCUGACGCCUUUCACUGUGGCUCGGCGUAUUGGUCACCCGUACCAGAACCGCACACCACCUAAGAGAAAGAAGCCUCGUACGUCUUUCUCCCGAGUGCAGAUCUGUGAGCUGGAGAAGCGCUUCCACAGACAAAAAUACCUGGCCAGUGCUGAACGAGCAGCUUUGGCCAAAACUCUGAAGAUGACAGACGCUCAGGUCAAAACCUGGUUUCAAAACCGCAGGACCAAGUGGAGGCGGCAGACGGCAGAGGAGAGGGAGGCAGAGCGUCAGCAGGCCAACCGGCUGAUGAUUCAACUCCAGCACGAUGCCUUUCAGAAAUCUUUGACUGAUUCAGUUCCAACAGACCCACUCUGCAUCCACAACUCAUCACUGUUCGCCCUGCAGAACCUACAGCCUUGGGCGAGCGAGGAGAGCGGCAAGCUCGGGGGAGUGACUGCGCUCGUAUGAGUACCAGAACUCAAGAAGCAAAUGACAUUCUCGUUCUUUUUUGAUGAACUGGGAUGUUGGUUGACCUUAUUUCCAUCCUAAAAGACUAUUUCAUUCCACAAAAAAGUGAGGAACUAAUAUUGGCCAUCCAACAAUGAGCAAACCCAUAUAAAUAAAACAGUUCUGCGUCGUAUGAGCCUCUGCAGAAUAAACAAAGUCCGUUUUUUUGUGGUGUGUCUGUGAGUACAGAGAUUUUUUUUUAUCCCCAUCAGGGUCAGUUUCAUUGACAAAGUCAC